UUUCUGAUUCUCAGUUUGCUCCUUAAUCGCCCGUGCACCUAUAAUUCAAAGCUCUUCGAGGGUUCGGAUCAGGAGAAGGCGAACUACGUCCUCACCACCAAGCAGAAGGUGGUGAAGCUGAUCGGCCAGUGGGUGGCGCUGUACGGACUCCUGCUGAAAGAAGACUCCAUCGCUAUGGACUCUCUGGAGAGGUUGAAGAAGGAGGUGGCCGUUGACUAUCGUCUGACCAGCAUGCUGAAAGAUCAAUUUAGAGACCGGAGGAGAACAAAAGUACAGGAGAAUGGAUACCAGUCUCUGAGCAGGAAUCAGCAGUUUGAUUGGUUUUCAAACUGUGAGGAGCCGGUGGGGAGGUUACAGCCAAUCAGAGCGCAGGAUAAAGUUCUGUAUGAGAUCUACAGACCGGACUACAGGCCGCUCACUCUGAUGCUUCCUGUCAGCGCGUCCGUACAGGAAGUGAUGUCAGCAACCGUGCAACCUGGAGGAGAUCACGUUCUCGUCAAAAUGAACUCAUCGGGAGAUAGAGCUCAGUUAAAGCUGGAUGCGUCUGCAGUUUUCACGGCGAUGGGACUCAACGAGCGGCUGUUCGUCUGCAGCAGCAGCCAGGUGGAUCAGCUG
This is a messenger RNA of Notothenia coriiceps (black rockcod), 615 nucleotides long. RefSeq names its product rap guanine nucleotide exchange factor 3-like. The annotation marks the transcript as partial. The record is from RefSeq and is a predicted model, not a curated record. NCBI's taxonomy places the organism in Eukaryota, Metazoa, Chordata, Actinopteri, Perciformes, Nototheniidae. The transcript has 6 exons.